Messenger RNA from Actinia tenebrosa (Australian red waratah sea anemone), 527 nucleotides. RefSeq names its product NADH dehydrogenase [ubiquinone] 1 alpha subcomplex subunit 6. Gene Ontology annotation, cellular component: respiratory chain complex I. Lineage: Eukaryota; Metazoa; Cnidaria; Anthozoa; Actiniaria; Actiniidae. The record is from RefSeq and is a predicted model, not a curated record. Gene Ontology annotation, biological process: response to oxidative stress.
UUGAUAAACAAGAUGGCGUCCAGUCAAGUCACCAAGACUGUUGGUCGAGCUGUUGUAAAACCACUUCUUUCUACAACCCCUGGUGAAGCUAGGAAAAGAGUUUUUAAUCUUUACAGAGCAUGGUGGAGAGAGAUUCCUCAUGCCGUGCAAGCAUUUGCAUUGGAUAUCACAGUCAAAUCAGGCCGUAAAAAGGUCCGAGAGGAAUUCAUGAAAAACGCUCAUGUGAGGGAUCUACGAGUGAUAGAUAUGUUGAUUAUAAAGGGCAAGAUGGAACUGGAGGAAACACACAAUAUCUGGAAGCAGAGAACACAUGUCAUGCGCUAUUUCAAGGAGUCAGAAACUCCCAAGAAAACAGCAUUCUUGGAUCGAUUUUAUGAUGGCUAUGAUUAACCAUCAUCAUGACAUGACAUAUAGUGAUUAAUUGUUAUGGAAGGUUCAUUAUCGUCAUCAUCACUUAACUGGACAUGUACAGGCAGUGUUACAUUAUUUACUAGUAAUUCUUAAAUAAAACAACUUUAUUAGUUACA